Molecule: messenger RNA, 3506 nt
Organism: Protopterus annectens (West African lungfish)
Lineage: Eukaryota; Metazoa; Chordata; Ceratodontiformes; Protopteridae
Gene: CHAF1A
Product: chromatin assembly factor 1 subunit A
Exons: 15
Coding region: 243-3125 (960 amino acids)
Biological process (GO): nucleosome assembly
Cellular component (GO): nucleus; CAF-1 complex
Source: RefSeq, a predicted model, not a curated record
AAUUCGCUUGUCAGUGACUUAUCACUGCCCAAUCGUGUGGAGUCGGUGUCCGCCGACAUGGGUUCCCGCCAAAUACGAGCAGUCGCUGAGUGACGAGGGCCAUCCGGGGUAGAGGGUGCCAACAGCGGUGCUUUGAGUCCGUCUACGGGAGUUGUGAAGGGGCAGGAGAAGGCGCGUGACAGCUGUGAUCGCAGCUCCUGGGGGGAUUACCGCACCUUGUGGAUUUGGAAGUGGACUUGGUGAUGUUGGCUGCAGAGAAUCCAUCAGUUGCAGGUAUCCAGGGGAAUUCAGUGAUGGAAUGCAAGACUAAAUCCUCUGCAGUUGGGAAGAAGUUGGUCCAAGCAAGACUGCCAUUUAAGCGACUGAAUCCUGUACUGAAGGAGAAUGAAGAUCCAUUGGAGGGCAAGAAACCAAAUUCUUUGAAGAUUUCUCCAUGCCAUAAUGACUCUGACCUCGAUAUGUCACAUGAUGUAGAAAAUGAAUGCCAGCUUGGUUCUGAGCAAGGCCUUCCCCAUAAACCUGUGACCGGGAAAGGAUCUUUAGAUCACUUUAUUCUCAAGAGUGCUGUAGCAGGAAAAGAUGAUUGCAAAUCAUUAGCUAUUGUUGAUCUCACAGAGGACUCUAAUGGUAUUACAGAGGCUCAAAUGGGGCAGACUGGUGCGAUCAUGGAAUGUUCUGCAGAAGUCAUUCAUGAAGGAACAGAAAACAAAUGUAGGUCAACUGAUUCUUCCAGUCUGUCUGACAUGUUAGAGGAUUCUGUGGUUAAGGAACCUGCCAGCCUGUCAUACUGUAAGUUGGAUGCAAGCGUAAAUGAAGAUGGUGCACAUAAUUCCAUGAACUGCUCUGAAACUGUGAACAAAAGGGAAACUUUAAUAGUUAACACAGGAAUAUGCACUUCCCAAAAUGCAAGCAGCAAGUUUAACAGGAGCAGGGAUGUGUUGUUAGAAGGUAGAUACCCACUUGUAGUGUUACAAGAUAUAAUGGCUGUUAAAUCAUCAAAUUCUUCACAGUUAGAGGAUAGUAUUUUGACAGAAACUGAGCAGGAAUCAAAACUAGAAUCAUUUCUUGGGAACGACUCUGUCAUUUUGUCCUCUGCUAGUUCACUUUCUGCCUCUGACAGCUCGCCGGAAGGUAAAGCUAUGAAAGAGACCAGUGAUGGACCAGGUUCCAGAACUUCAACCCCUUUGUCUAAGGUGAAACCAAAAAUUGCUGGAGGGUUGAAGGCACAUAUACAAAAAGAACGAGAAGAAAAGAGACAAAAAUUACAAGCCGAAAAAGAAGCAAGAGAGAAACUGAAAGAUGAGGCAAAAGCUGCAAAAGAACGUGCUAAGGAAGAGGCCAAAAGGAAGAGAGAUGAGGAGAAGGAAAUGAAAGAAAAAGAGAAGAAGGAGAAGAAAGAAAAAGACGACAAAGAAAAAGCGGAAAGACUGCGACUGAAAGAAGAAAAACGGAAAGAGAAGCAAGAUGCAAUAGAGGCCAAACUUGAAGAGAAAAAAAAGAAAGAGGAGGAGAAACGGUUAAAAGAAGAAGAGAAGAGAGUUAAAGCAGAGAAGGCUGAGAUCACAAGAUUUCUUCAGAAGCCAAAGACUCCGCAAGCUCCAAAGAUUCUUGCUGGAUCAUGUGGGAAGUUUGCACCAUUUGAAAUUAAAGCGAACAUGGUACUUGCCCCUCUCACUAGAGUCACUUGUGAUCAAGACAUGACUAAGCAGUUAGAUUACAAUAUGCACGAACAAACAACAGACUACAACUACCUAAAAGAACUGAAGUCACGAAAGCCUCGAAGAUCUGGACCCACUUGUUGCAAAGCUGGAAUAUUAAGUGAUGUAAUUAUUCUGCAAAAUGAAUCUGCUGGCAUUCCUAAUCGAAAGAAAUUUGGGAAAAUGAAACUGCUUUAUUUCCAUGAAAAUUAUCGUCCGGCAUACUGGGGGACCUGGAGCAAGAACUCUUGUAAAAUCAGUCCUAGGAACCCUUUGAGUAAAGAUGAGGAUUUACUGGACUAUGAAGUGGACAGUGAUGAAGAGUGGGAAGAGGAAGAACCUGGGGAGUCCUUAUCUCAUAGUGAAGGAGAUGAUGAAGAGGAAGGAGGUGAUGAUGAAGAUGAGGAUGAUGGAUUUUUCGUUCCUCAUGGAUAUCUUUCUGAUGGAGAAGGUGCUACUGAUGAGGAAUGUAGGGAUCUUGAGAAGCAGAAAAUUCGCCAGAAACUUAAAGCGAAGGAGUGGGACGAGCUUAUGACGAAAGAGAAGAAACUUUGUGUGUUGCAACCUGUGGUAAUUGGCUGUGUAUGGGAGGGUAAUGCCAAGAACUGUCAGAGCUCUGAGUUCAAAAUUCUACAGCAGUACACGGCUUGUAUACUCGAAGUUAACUUAAUAGAGGAAGAACAAAUUCAGGAAGCUUGCAUAAGGAGAGCCAAGAGGGAUGAGCAAAUACUUGGUCAGCUGCUGCCACUUCUCCAUGGGAAUGUGAACGGAAGUAAAAGCAUCAUCCAAGAGUUUCAGGAAUGGUGUAGGCACAAGUCACCUGGUGAAGUAGUAGGGAACCCUAAUAAUGAAACAAAUUCCACUAGUCCUGUCUCAUCACGGCCACAGACCCCAGUUGUGGAUGAGGACAAUUCCAUUCCUUCUAAAGCCAAGCUCAAACGGCUUAUUUCUGAAAAUGCAGUUUAUGAGAAAAGACCUGAAUUUAGACUGAGAUGCUGGUAUGUUCAUACAGAAGUGCUAAAAACAUUUGAGAGAGAAAACCUUCCUGUGCCUUGUCACUGGAACUACCUUACCCAGGUACCUUUUCCAACAGUACCUUUUCCAGCAAAGGAGGAUAUUAGCAGUCCAGUUAGUGGAGGAAGCACAGUUGUCACUACCCCAGUUUCAGUGAAAAGAAAGUCCGUAGGGAGCAUGCCCAUCACCAAGUUCAUGAAAAGAAGGAAGGGAGCAGAGCAGAGUGAAGUGAAUGAACCAGAUGGAUUCCAGGCAGACACUGAGGAAGAUGAAGAUGAGGAUCCAGACUGUAUGAUAGUGGAUGUAUGUCUACCAUCAGAUGCAGGCCCUAAACAUAAUGGCACGGCAGCACAGGUGGAUGGAAUGGACAUUGUUCUGGACAGCACUACUGUUGUCCCAUCUGUUAAUAUCUGAAAUGUAUUUAAUUGCCAAUUUGUGUACGUAUGUAGUAAUACUUCUUUUAGGAUUAAAAAAAAAAACUUUAACAUAACUCCUGCAUUUGUGGGCAGCAAAGAUACUUGAACAAGUUUGCGUCAAUUAUGUAUAUAAAAGGCAGUUUUUUUUAUAUAACAAAACUCAAGUGACAAAUUCUAGUGCUGGCAUAAUUAAAUGGUAUGAUUUUUUAUCAACAGUUAUAGUUUAAAAAUAUGUAAAGCUAUUUCUCUCAAAUAAAGCAUUAUUGAUACUCUGUAUUGUUUUACCCAAGAUAAAUUGUGCAGUUUAUUGUGAAUAACUUUUUAAAUAUGAGUACAAGCUGUGUACAUUUUAGAAUUAUAAAGUAAAUAACAAACUUUA